UAUUGCCAUAUAUGCCCAACUAGCUCCCAUCCCAUGAACCGCCAUCCGCUAUAUAUUUUCAGGUAAUGAAAAUUACUACUGUACUAAUCAAGAAAGGGCCGGCAUUAGCUAGUAUGUAUGCAUGUAGCUAGCUAGCACUUCUUCUUAGUACGCUAGCUGUUGUCAACACAAUUGAUCCUCUUUCUUCUUCGGCCAUAGAAAUGAAGAUGAACUCAUUAGUAGGCUGCUGCUACUGCACUAGACUACUGCAGCUUCCGCUCCUCUUUCUUCUUCUCCUCCAAACCCAAACUAAUAAUUUCUUCUUCACUCAUGCAUGUCCUCACUGCCCCCAGCCCAAGCCUAAGCCACCGCCGCGUGCGCAUCCUAAGCCACCCCCUUGUCCACCCAAGUCUCCCGCCCCACAUAUACCACCCAAGCCUCCCGCCCCACAUUAUCCACCCAAGCCUCCCCUCAUAAAGCCGCCACAUUAUCCGCCCAAGCCUCCUGCCGUAAAACCUCCGUACGUAGUACCCAGCCCGCCGCCUCCACCUCCUCCUCAGCUUCAGCCUCCUGCCGUAAAACCUCCGUACGUGCCCAGCCCGCCACCACCGGUCGUGGUUACGCCGCCUCCACCACCACCUCAGAUUCCGCCGCCGGUCUCACCGCCACCGUACGUGGUAGUACCGAGCCCGCCGCCGCCGGUUGAAAAGCCGUGUCCUCCUCCGCCGCCGCCGCAACCGACAUGCCCGGUGGGCGGUUUGAAGCUGGACGCGUGCGUGGACUUGCUGGGAGGACUUGUCCACAUCGGAAUAGGGGAGAGCGCAAAGGAGACGUGCUGCCCAGUGCUAGGGGGGCUGGCGGGGUUGGACGCAGGGAUAUGCCUAUGCACCACCAUUAGAGCCAAGCUGUUGGACAUAAACCUCAUCCUCCCCAUUGCCCUUCGCCUCCUCAUCGACGACUGUGGCAAGAUUCCUCCCGAGGGUUUCCACUGCCCUGCUACCUAGCCGCCCGCCCAGCUGCUGCUUUCCACGCCGGCCAUAUUAAUUAAUUAAGCACCGCGCAAUUAAUUAAUAAUAAUAAUACGUAGUCCUUUUCAAUUCAUACGCCCACUCUUCGAAUCGCCCUGUACGUUUUUUUAUAUGUUUACUACAAAAUGAAUCAGUCCGACCGAGACUAUGUUAGAUCGCGCUUACGUUGUUGUUUUGUACGAGGUACCUUCUCUGAUUAAUUGUUUGCCUUUAAUUAUAUCACUCCAGCUUAUUAAGUUCUUCGAGUGCUCCCUCCCUUCAACAUUACUUAGCUUGCUUAUUGUUACUAUUUCGCUUCGAGAUUACUUAUAGCAGAUAUUUGCUUAUUCCU
Cuscuta europaea is the source of this 1338-nucleotide messenger RNA. The record is from the annotation of a GenBank genome assembly. Lineage: Eukaryota; Viridiplantae; Streptophyta; Magnoliopsida; Solanales; Convolvulaceae.